Messenger RNA from Lachnellula hyalina, 627 nucleotides. RefSeq names its product Protein wos2 (gene wos2). The transcript is spliced from 3 exons. NCBI's taxonomy places the organism in Eukaryota, Fungi, Ascomycota, Leotiomycetes, Helotiales, Lachnaceae. The record is from RefSeq and is a predicted model, not a curated record. Gene Ontology annotation, molecular function: protein-folding chaperone binding; Hsp90 protein binding. Bases 1 to 627 code for a protein of 208 amino acids. Gene Ontology annotation, biological process: protein folding; chaperone-mediated protein complex assembly. Gene Ontology annotation, cellular component: nucleus; cytosol.
AUGGCUGCGACUCCUGAAGUCCUUUGGGCUCAACGAUCCAGCGCGACCGAUGCCGCGAAGAACUACAUCUACCUGACCAUCUCCGUACCCGAUGUCCAGGCAUCCAAGCUCAAGCUUGACCUGAAACCAACCUCCCUCUCCUUCUCCGGCCACUCGGACUCCCUCAAGAGAGACUAUCAACUCGAGCUUGACUUCUAUGCCGAGAUUGACCCAACGGAGAGCAAGAUCAACCCCACGGGCAAGAACAUCGAGAUGGUCCUGCGAAAGAAGGAGCUGAAGGAGGAGUUCUGGCCAAGACUGUUGAAGGACGCAAAGAAGGUGCACUUCCUGAAGACCGACUUCGACAAGUGGGUUGACGAGGAUGAGCAAGACGAGGCUCCCGAGGAAGACCUAGCAGGUAACAUGGGCGGAAUGGGUGGCAUGCCAGGUAUGGGAGACAUGAGCUCGAUGAUGGGCGGAGGAGCAGGAGGUGACUUUGGCGGCAUCGACUUCUCCAAGCUCGGAGGAGGUGCGGGCGGCGACGCAGAGGGUGAAGAAGAGGAUGACGAUGACGAUGAGGAUAUGCCAGAGCUGGAGGAAGACGAGGAGGCCGGAAAGGCCAGCUCCAAGAUCGAGGAGGUCAACUAG